Messenger RNA from Microdochium trichocladiopsis, 1307 nucleotides. RefSeq lists its product as uncharacterized. The transcript has 2 exons. The coding region runs from base 151 to 912 and encodes 253 amino acids. NCBI's taxonomy places the organism in Eukaryota, Fungi, Ascomycota, Sordariomycetes, Xylariales, Microdochiaceae. The record is from RefSeq and is a predicted model, not a curated record.
GUUUGCACAAGUACGAACUAGACUGUUGUAUCUACCUGCUGCUUCGAAAUCCAAUCACAAUGUCUCACUUGACGGACCAUACCCUCGUGCCUCGAGUAUCUCGAGCACUUUCUCUAUCCCCUUGACCGUAGCUGGGUGAUUAGGAUUGAAAUGAAGUCUCUCGAGAUAGUACCCGUGCAUCCCUUUGGCAGACUCGUAAGCUGUUUGCCCCUGUGCGCUGCGAGCGUUCUCAACUCCAUGAUCAAUCAGCCACUCCACGACCGCGGGGCUCCCGCAUUCCGCCGCCUCAUGCAAGAGCGCCUGCGGUGGGCCUGGCUCGUUUGGUGCUCUCUGAGCGAUUGGAGCACCUGGGCUGCUCUUAUCCGGGGCAGCCGCUGUACCACUUACGCUACCGAUCCCGCGCCGGCUGAGGAUCUCGAGAAGCUGGACGUCGUCCUUCUGCGCUGCGAUGGUCCAGAGGCUGCGCACGGCAUGCUGAGGAAUAACGCCGUUGGACUCAAUGUACUUGUCCAGGAAGACGUUGACGAUGCCCGGCCCGCUGAAGGCCAUGGCGAUCUGAACCUUGCCCCAGUCAGGCUGCAGCCCGCGACGCGUCAGUUCCUCAAACAGCGUGCGGGCAGCAGCCUCGUCGGGUCCGGAUGCGGCACUGAGGAACAUGUAAUCGCGCGGGGUCGCCCAGCCUGUCGCAAGCAUGUCGACCCAGAUGUCGCACGCAUUGUCUUGCUGUCCACUGAACAUGCGGUGGGUGCAGAACUCCCGCCCUGCAACGGUGGACGUAUGCGUAUGACCGCCAUCUUCUGGGCUGAAGACGAGGUCGUGGUCCGGCGCCGCGGGAACAUUGCGGAUCGUGUCCUUGGCCAGAGGGCGGUUUCCUACCAUCAACGUGCGAGCAAGGAGGAUUUGAGCGAGUGAUGAGUCAGACAGUACACCCGUGGGGGCGUCCGCGGUGUCAUCGAGCUGCUGAAGGUGCUCCCAAGUCGAGGUCUCGCAAGCGAGUAGCAUGGAAAUGAGUGGCUCUUCGGCGGCUGUCAAUCCCAUCACAGGAUUAGGGGCGUCGCCCGGGCGAAGCAUGCAUGCCAUUGUUGCUGCCUGGAAGACAUCAUGCUCCGAGUUGCGAGCAACGAAGUCGCUCGAGAUGCCCUGGCACUGCUCAUGGCGUACGCCUUGAAAGACAUGUCUGGUGUGGUCACGCAGAUAAUCCUCGAUUGAGAUGGAGCCAGCCUGAAGCUCGUUGCUGCUGGCCCAGAAGCAGCGGCUGCCUGAGACGGAGGAGGCCAUCUUAGGGUGUAGAGAGAGCCGAAAGUGCA